ACGAAAAAAAGCACAGCGAAGAAAAUUUUGAAAAGUCAAAAAUCGUGCGCCUCCAACAACGCUGCCUCGCGCCCCGCUUGCCGACUAAUUGAAAACAAAAAUACAUGCAGUGCCCACAAAAAUAAAAAAUCAAACGAAAAUCGUAUCCAAAAGAUGCGCGAAUUUGUGUUUUUUAUGCCGAAAGUUGAAAUAAUUACGCAAGGCGGCAAUUGACGGCACGUGUAUGUGUGUGUGUGUGUGUCUGUGUGUGAGAAGUGGAAAGUGAAUAAAAGACAUUAGAAAAACUGGAAACUUGCAAUUAUUGUGAAUGCUUAUUAAUUGUCCGCAGCGAGUUGUGCAAUUCGAGAGGCAAAACAAAACAAAUGGCCUCCAACGGUUGUGUACAAGCUAAUUAGCUAAAGUUAUUUACUGGUCUUAUCAACACACCAGUUGGAAGCGUCCAACGCCAACCACUAUCGCCCCUAAUUAUUAAUUAAAAGCAGCUGCUGUGCAUCGACAUCGACGCCGGCCAGUUAGAAAUCCAGGGAGGCGUAAAGCGCAUCUCGCACAGACAUGCGAGCAUCUGAAGUGACGGUUGCAUAACAGAAUUACAAAAAAAAAAAAAAAAUAGAAGCAGCAAAGAACAGCAACAACGAUGAGCAACAGGCUGGAUCUGUUGGAUGCGCAGCUACCGGCAAGCGAAGCAAUGCCGAUUGGUGUGGAAGGCACGUCCAACGCAAGAAGCGGUGCGAGGAGAAAGACCAAGAGGCGUGGUGGGAGGCGAGCUGCGGCAGCGGCAGCGGUGCAUGGACGGGAGAGCAUUGGCAGCGUCAGCUCCACGCUCUACAAGGCAUUUCGCGAGCGCUUCUUGAGCGGCAACGCGUCCACAUCCAAGGUUGGGGACUAUAGGGAGUUGCGCCAACGCGAUGCGGAAUCGGGCCAACAUUUGGAUGUUGUUGCCGAUGCCGAAAGUGUUGGGGAGGAAAGCGACAGUGGAAGUCGGCUGAGCAGUAGCAGCAGCAGCAGCGUCGAGGAUUUGUUUGUCCACGAGACGCGACGCAAGUGGCGGCGGAAAGGCUCGGGCAGGGGGAGCUCCAGGCAGCGCCUGAAGAAUCCACCGUUAUGUACUAGAAAGACUCUAGCAGUGAUAGUUUUUACAUUCCUAGCUUUAUUGGUUUUGACGCUGAUCUCCAUUUUGGGUAUCUACGUACUGCGUGUUGAAAAUCUCCACCGCCCCUCUACUCUAAGAAGCAUUGACCUAACUGAGGUAAUUUACGGAGCAUUUUACGCCAACGAAUUCAACGGCAGUUGGACAAAGGAUGGCAAUGUGUUAUACAAAGAUGAAGAGGCCAUUGUGGAGUACAACACAAAGACGCAGCAACGUACAAUUUUAUCAAGGAAUGCACAUCAAUAUUUUCACUACGAAAAAUCAGCCGACGGAAAGUAUUUGCUGCUGGCGAAGAGCCGGCAAAAGAUCUUUCGAUAUAGUUUCUUUGCUCUCUACGAUAUAUUGAACCUGAAAACGGGUCUACUCACCCCAUUGACCAUAGAGAAGGAGAGACCCUUUCUGACUCUGGUGAAAUGGGCGCCCAUGGGCAAUGGAUUGAUAAUCAAUUACGAAAAUAAUAUAUACUACAAGCCGAGGGCAUUUGCACAGGAAAUUGUCAUAACAAGGGACAGCAACACAAUGGUCUUGAAUGGCAUACCGGACUGGGUGUAUGAGGAGGAGGUCUUCAGCUCCAACGAGGCCAUGUGGUUCAACACGGCUGGCACCCAGUUGGCGUUCAUACGCUUCGAUGAUUCUCUCACACGAUUCAUGGACAUGCCGGUGUAUGGUGAGGCGAAUGAUUUGAGUUUCCAGUAUCCAGAACAUAGGCAAACGCCCUAUCCUAAGGUUGGCACGCCCAAUCCACGCGUACAACUGUUUGUGGCGAAUCUGGAGAAUGCAAUGGGCGGUAGAAAGUUUCUAAGUGAGGUUCAAGUGCCUACUAGACUCCAAUCGGGAACGGAUCAUAUUAUUUCAGUUGUUAGUUGGCUCAACGAAACUCAUGUGCUCUCCACCUGGAUGAAUCGCACACAAAAUGCCGCCUAUGUGAUGUGCUUUGAUGGUCUGAGCAACAAAAUGCUGUAUAACAUCGAGUCCAAAACUGGUUGGAUAAAUAUCUUCAGUCCACCCUUUAGUAAUAACGACUCCACGCGAAUUGCCUUAAUACUUCCGUACAACAACUACAAACACAUUACAUUGCUUUCAACCAAGGCAAACGCCUCCGAACAGCAGCAUCCCGUAGCCCUCACUGAGGGUAACUUUGUGGUGGACAGCAUACUCCAUUGGGAUCCUACACACGAUCUCAUCUUCUACUUGGCCAACACCGCGGAGCAUUCGGAGCAACUACACCUUUAUGCCAUUAAGGCCCAAAGCGGCGGCAAAGAGGAGCCCAAGUGCGUGACUUGCAAGCUGAUGUCAUCUGACAAUGAGGAGCAGAAUUAUUUUUCAGCCACUUUUAACAAUCAAAAGCAGAUUGUGAUUACGUCACUGGGUCCGGGAUUACCCGCAACAGCCAUCUACGAAUGGAGCUACGAAAACUUUCAACUAUCACUUACAAAAUUACUGGACUGGGAGACUAAUGACAUGCUGCGCUCUAAAUUGGAGGGCGUAACCUUGCCCAGACGCGAGAUACAUACCUUCGAUAUUGGAGAGGGUCUGACGGCAAAGGUGUUGUUACAUUUGCCACCAAAUUUGGAUCGAAGCGGUAGGACGAAGUACCCUAUGCUUGUAGAUGUCUAUGGAGGUCCUGAUUCCUUCUAUGUAAACAACAAAUGGUCCAUAGACUGGGGCAGUUAUCUAUGCAUCAAUGAAUCGGUUAUUUAUGCCAAAAUCGAUGGACGUGGCUCGGGCAUGCGUGGUGAGAAGCUUUUGAAUGCCAUCUAUAGAAAUCUAGGAACUGUAGAGAUUCAGGAUCAGAUUUCUGUCACACGCAAAGUUACUCAAAAAUUCAACUUUGUGGAUGCCUUAAGUAUAGGUAUCUGGGGCUGGAGCUAUGGCGGCUAUGCAGCUGGCAUGGCCUUGGCCACUGAUGACUCAAAAGUAUUUACAUGUGCCGCCUCAGUAGCGCCUGUCACGGAUUGGAACUACUAUGACUCCAUUUAUACGGAGCGCUAUAUGGGACUGCCUAGCGAAAAUGAGGCUGGCUAUGAAAAUUCGCGGCUAUGGACGCGUGCCGAUCAGUUUCGAGGAAAAAAGUAUAUGUUGGUCCAUGGAACUUUGGACGAUAAUGUGCAUUAUCAGCAAGCCAUGGCUCUGGCUAAAAAUCUGGAACUGCGUGAUAUUUCGUUUACACAGAUUAGCUAUCCUGAUGAACAACAUGGCUUGAUUCAUGUACGUCCUCAUCUGUAUCAUGCGCUGAAUCGUUUCUUUGGCGACUGCUUUGGAAACAAACACUUAAUGGAAAGCGGCAAAUAAUAUCUACUCAAGUGCAAUUUUAGCUGACAAUAGCAACCGAUGUUGCUCAACUGUUAAAUAAAGCAAUUGUUGAAGUCUUAUAUUUAUUAACUCCGAAUUAUUAGUUUAAUGUUGAUUUGAGACAAAGUUACGAAUUGAGGCAAGCUCAUGAAUCGAUCCAAGUUUUAAAAAAUGCAAAUACAGGAUUCCAAAACAAGCUUGGUUGCUACAAAAAUAUUAAACAGCUCCGGCAGCACGCCAUAAUGACUAUUCUGAUAAGUUUCUCAAACAUGUUUGGCCUUAAUGUCUUUUUCUGGCUUGGGCUCCUGGUUCGCUUAUCGACUUUAACCAAAUUUGGCACUUGGCCAAAAAAUAUGUUUACAAACAUUUGUUGAGACCUAAAAAUGUAUCGAGUAUAGCAAAAAUUUAUUGUUUAUUAAUGGGUUAGCAAAGUGUGUCUGAAUGAAAUAAAUAAAUGCGUAAA
This is a messenger RNA of Scaptodrosophila lebanonensis, 3902 nucleotides long. Its product is annotated as venom dipeptidyl peptidase 4-like. Lineage: Eukaryota; Metazoa; Arthropoda; Insecta; Diptera; Drosophilidae. The coding region runs from base 635 to 3439 and encodes 934 amino acids. Gene Ontology annotation, molecular function: dipeptidyl-peptidase activity; serine-type peptidase activity. Gene Ontology annotation, biological process: proteolysis. The transcript is spliced from 10 exons. The record is from RefSeq and is a predicted model, not a curated record.